GGAUUCGGGCUCGCGAUCGGAACAUGUUUUGUCAGUGAGCGUAGUCCGGCAUCAUGCACGCGUUGUUCGGCGAGCAGAGCCCGUACGCGUACCGCGGAGGAGCUGCCGGAGGGUACUCCGCCAGCGUCACGCCCUAUGCCUAUGAGCAGUACCGGUAUGGCUAUGGGGCGCCCUACCUGCACCCGCACCAACAGCACGUCGGCGCCCCCAAGGACAUGGUGAAGCCGCCCUAUUCCUAUAUAGCACUCAUUGCGAUGGCUAUUCAAAAUGCACCAGACCGCCGCAUUACAUUAAACGGCAUCUAUCAGUUUAUAAUGGAGCGAUUUCCUUAUUAUAGAGAGAACAAACAAGGCUGGCAGAAUUCAAUCAGACAUAAUUUAAGUCUCAACGAGUGUUUCGUGAAAGUGGCGCGAGACGAUAAAAAACCAGGAAAAGGCAGCUAUUGGACGCUUGAUCCUGAUUCGUACAAUAUGUUUGAUAACGGUUCGUACUUGAGGCGGCGGCGUCGCUUCAAGAAGAAAGACGCUCUGAAGGAAAAGGAGGAGGCCCUGAAACGGCAGCAUCAGCUGCAGCAGGCGCAGGAGGCGCUGGCGGCUCAGGAGGCAUUGAGCGCGGCUGAUGCGCUGGGGCAGCCGCGCGACGUCAAGCCGGACGUGAAGCCGCGCAUCUUCGAGUGUCGGCCCAAGCGCGAGCCGGGCGCAGACUGUGCGCGCUACGACAAGCCGGCAGACGCUCUCGAUGACUUUAGUGAGCCUCGAUUGCCACCGUCAGCCGUAUACUGCUCCCCACAGCCGUAUUCGCUAGCCGCGGAGGAGUUCCGCGCAGCCACAUCGGGCUGGUACACGGCGCCGGAGCCGCCGGCCGAGCAGCUGCCGCCCGCGUUCCGCGACCUGUUCGAGCCGCCGAGCUGCCAGCUGGCCGGCUUCCGCGGCGGCUCUCCGCCCACCGACGCGUAUCGGGCCUCACCCCCGCCGCACCACCACUAUCGCACGCCCGCGCCAUCUUACUACCACCACCAAGCCUGCGUCGCCGCCGCGCCCGCUCCAGCCCACAAGUCUUACUGAGACACUGCCCCCAGGUGUGAACGUAUGAGAAGACAGCGAGAGGCGGACUGCAGGGGAUACAAGAAUUGUUCUCAGUAAUGAGAUAGGCAGGUACAAUGCUGCUAAGUUUAGUGUGGACGCCAUAGUGACUUCAACUGUUGCGCUUACGAACAUUGUUGCGAAGUAUGCGCUGGGUUUAGGUCCGUUAAUAGCCCUCCAGGAGUUUACUGAUAUCGGGACAUCACACGGAUUAAAUAACGACACAAACAUACCUUUAAACUAUAUAUAACUGUCUGUAGACGUAAUGAUGUUUUAUCGGACACCUAUUGUCGAUAUAAUAUAAUAGUCAUUAUUGUAAGAUAAUGGGUGUACAUUUUAUUGCUGUAUUCAAUAUAUUUUAAUAUUGUUCUACAGGAAGAUUUUCGAAUUGUUUCGAAACAAAUUUUAACUGGCUGUAUUGAUUUACAAAAGUUAAAUUUUCUUUUUAGACUACUGAUAACGAUACUUAUAAAUAAAUAUGCUUCAGUAUUAUUAUAUUACAGAUGUUUAAUUCGGAUUUAUGAUUUGUAUAUAAUUUUAAUAAAAUGUACGUCUACUGACUAUCUUAAGUUAAGUUGUGAAUGAGUAUAAAAACAAAAGUCCAAUAUAUUUUAAGAUACAAUUUAAUGAAUGUCCAGACAAUGCGGAUUGUUGGAUAUUCAGUGGACAGUCAUCAUACUGCUUUACUUAAAUAUACAUAGUUAAACUUGUUUAGUAGGUGUAUGGUAGAUUAUAAUGGCACUUGAAUAUAAACCUAAAAUUUGACAACGCAAAAUUAAAACUCAAACAAUAAAUGACAAUGGAAUUAAAUUUGUAAAUAUCUUGCUUAUGAAAUCUUUUUCCAACACAAUAAAUAUUAUUAGUACCUUAAUAAAAUCAAAGUUAGUGGGUACCAUAUUGAUUUUAGUACAUCAUCAGUAUUCUAGUCUGUUCGUAUAUUUUUAGUACAACGUGUCUUUUGAAAAUACAGGAAUUUAGUAAAGGUUAUGGUGUCACUUUCAGAAAUCCACCACGCUAUGCUAAUUAUUUACUAAGUAGGAAGGUAUUAGUGGAACGUUCAACCAAUUUAAAAAAAAAAACUUUUAGAAUGGUGCUACCUAUCUGCCGAUCAAGUGGAAAUAAAACGAUAUGCACCUAGUACAAUUCAGGUUAAAUAUAUAACAGUAGUGUACAUUACAUAUUUCUGAACAGCUUACAAUUUUACAGCAAGCCACAUAAUGUCUACCUACCUAUCGAGAUAAGAGAGUGGGAUGAAGUAAAAACUCAAUAUACACAGAGGAGUCCGUGAUUUUUAUAAAAAGCGAGUUCACAAGUCCCGCCCCGGAUCUCUUAUGGCAAUCACAGCCUCUGUGUGCACUGAACAUAAGUUGUCCAAUAAAAUUAUUACAAAUUUUAAUUUAUUGACCCAUUUGUUUUACAUAUAUUAGAUAGGUAGAUAGAUAGAAAUACCUACUAAGCUUAUAAUUCGUUUAUUUCGCUUGCUAAACUUAAAGAUUUAUUAUUCAUAUGUAAUAUCAGCAGAGGUCCGUAAAUUAAACUUAUACUAAAUCAUUCCAAUACAGUAAUACCUAAAACUGUUCUCAAAAGUAAUCUUGUAUUUAUCUUUCAUAGCCUACUAUACAUAGCCAUAUUCAACGUUAUAUUUAAACUGUGGAUGUUACAUUUAUAUUAAGUAGAGUAAUAUAGCCAGUAGUAUUAAACGAUAAAAUAAUGUAGGCAUAGUAUCCCACAGGAAAUUUAAUUUAUUGGUCCUAAACAUAAUGAUAAGUAAGAAUCGAUGGAAACGUGCUACAGGGGUGCUGCCGCUCCGUUGCGACAUUGGAGCUAAGUCGUUUUAUUUAGAGUUAUUGCGACGUCUUGGCACUUUAAGCUUCCGACGACGCAUCGGAGCGAUAACAUCGUGUGGCACAUCGUUUAUAAGUUUUGUUUUACGUUGAACUGAGAAAUAUCUGUUCACUUAGUUGUAACUUUAAUACAGUGUGUUCCUUUAAACUCGAUCUCAAUCACGCUGGACUUCAUAAUUAUUAUACAGAGUGUUAGUGACAUGGUAACGAAUACUGAGGGAGAUGAUUAGGCUUUGGUAGUUUACGUCGCAAAAAGUAUGGUAGUAAAUAAUUAAAAAAAAAAAACACUUAAAUUUUCAUGAAUUUUCCGAGAAAUUCCACUUGAUAUCAACUCAGAAUCGGUCUGCAUCAUCUACUAAAGUUUUCUUUACGAUGUCACUAACACCCUGUAUUAUUUAUUUAAUAUCCACAUUCACUUAAAAUAGAAUAGUAUCCCGUAUUACACGAAUACCUAUGUAAAUAUGUCUGUAGUGCUGGAGUAUAAUUAAGUUAUAGUGACGAAUUUCUGUAAAAAAUGCGUCAGUUGGUUUUGAGCAGUGUUCGAUUCAAAAAUUUGCGUAAGUCCACUUGCGUAUAACAAUAAAGUAAGUAAUUGGUUUUCGCUCCAUGGACUCGAACCUUAUGUUAUGGUUCUAUGACGAUUUCGUGCAGAUGAUCACGUUUAAUACUACAAUUGGCUUUCAUUAACAAGAUAUUUUUGUAAUAAUAGAUAUUAUUUUUCAAUUAAGUACUGAAGUAAAUAAUUUACCACGGAAUAAAAGAGGUUGGAAAUAGAUUUCUUUUUGAAGUGACUUAUUGUAGAUUUGCCGCAGAUGGCAUAAACUAUUUGGCCAGAGAAAUAUAAAGACACUAACGCCCAUUUUGCAUGAGAACCGCUGUCGCCGGUUCAACCUUAUUCUCUUUUAUUUACUUCUACUCCUGCAAACUACGAUAGCUCUACUACCGCCGUGUAUUUUAUUGGAUGUAAUUUUAUCAUUACUAUUCGUAAGAUACUGCAUACAAAAGUAUUUAUUUGAUAAAUAGCCGAUCUUACUAAGGUUUUUAUCUUUCCUGUGAUAAGGAGGGAUCUCCUUGCGUCAUAGUUGAUAUUUAAUUUUUUACCCUUAAACUUAUGUUGUGCAUUCAUGCAUAGCACAAGAUGACUUUUAAUAUAAUUUCGCGGAGCUUCGUGAGUAGUAAAGUUUGAUGAUAAUACGUAAUUUACCAAUACUGAUGCAUAGUUUAAAGAUAUUCGUCUGAAGUGUAGAAUUUCUUUAACGUGUGCCGAUAAUUAUUCAAAGAAAAGAAAUCAUUGAAAGUGUACACUAAAUUGUGCUAUAUUUUAAUUUAAGCAAUCAAAUCUUAGACGAAGUAAUCCUAGUUAAUGACUUUGUGAUACCUAAUUAUUGUA
Molecule: messenger RNA, 4316 nt
Organism: Pectinophora gossypiella (pink bollworm)
Lineage: Eukaryota; Metazoa; Arthropoda; Insecta; Lepidoptera; Gelechiidae
Gene: croc
Product: fork head domain-containing protein crocodile-like
Exons: 2
Coding region: 54-1064 (336 amino acids)
Biological process (GO): cell differentiation; regulation of transcription by RNA polymerase II; anatomical structure morphogenesis
Molecular function (GO): RNA polymerase II cis-regulatory region sequence-specific DNA binding; DNA-binding transcription factor activity, RNA polymerase II-specific
Source: RefSeq, a predicted model, not a curated record